Messenger RNA from Salpingoeca rosetta, 790 nucleotides. Its product is annotated as clathrin adaptor complex small chain family protein. Gene Ontology annotation, cellular component: intracellular membrane-bounded organelle. Gene Ontology annotation, biological process: vesicle-mediated transport; protein transport. Lineage: Eukaryota; Choanoflagellata; Craspedida; Salpingoecidae. The coding region runs from base 230 to 673 and encodes 147 amino acids. The transcript has 5 exons. The record is from RefSeq and is a predicted model, not a curated record.
UGGCGAUGGAAAGGGAGGACGGCACAAUCAGUGAAAAGGGAAAAAUUGACUUUCGCCAAAGGCAAAAUUGACCACGGCGCAGCGGAUACAACCACACGGCAAAGUGGAGCAAAGAAGACAUCGCUCACGACACACACACACACACACACACACACACGAGCACACACACAGACACACACACACACACACACAGACACACACACACGCACACACAGAGACACAGUUGAGGAUGGGGUUGCGGUUCUUCUUGCUUGUGAACAAGCAAGGGCAGACGCGUGUUGCACAGUACUACCAGUACCGCGAUGUGGAGACCAGGGUGACAAACGAGGCGGAGAUUAUCAGAAAAUGCCUCGCACGGACAGAGAAACAGUGCUCGUUCAUGGAGUAUCGGGGCUUCAAGCUCAUCUUCCGACGAUACGCUUCGCUCUACUUCAUCGUUGGCGCCGACAACGACGAGAACGAGCUGGCCAUUCUGGAGUUUAUUCACAUGGUUGUGGAGACGAUGGACCAGUACUUUGAGGGCGUGUGCGAACUUGAUAUUAUGUUCAACAUUGACAAGGCGCACUUCAUCCUGGACGAGAUGAUUGCCAACGGAGAGAUUGUGGAGACAAACAAGACACGCAUCAUUGCUCCCAUCAGGGUCAUUGACAAAGUCGACAAGCUCAGCAGCUGAACUCUUUGCACGCGUCAUCGCUUUGCUUUGCUUGUUGUAUGCGUGAUUGUAUUGGUGUGUGUGUGUUUGUGUGUGUAUUGUCUGGAAUGUGUGUGUGUGUGUGUUUUGCUUGUAUGC